Molecule: messenger RNA, 1950 nt
Organism: Oryctolagus cuniculus (rabbit)
Lineage: Eukaryota; Metazoa; Chordata; Mammalia; Lagomorpha; Leporidae
Source: RefSeq, a predicted model, not a curated record
UGCAGUACAUGUGGAAGCACAGGGUGGGAAGAAAGAGCCUCCUUUAAUUUACCUUCUACAUUUGAUGUCCGAGUUUGCAUUGUCAUCUGAAAUAUGUUCAGUUCUGUUGAGAAAUAUGUAAUAAUGUGAAUUGUGAAUCAUUUUUUACAGACUGGCCUCACACCACUGUUAGUGGCUAUUCAACAAAACCAAGAAACUAUGGUUAAAUUUUUAAUAUUACAGAAUGCAGAUGUUUUUGCAGUUGAUAAUCUAAACAGAACAUCCCUCAUGUUUGCGGGACGGUAUAGUACGGAAAACAUAGUACACAUGCUUCUUGAACUAGGGGUUGAUGUGCUUUCUGAAGACAUUGCUGGACAUUCUGCUAGGGAUUAUGCUCUUCAAAAACGUAAUAUGCAAAAUUACCAACUCAUUUCGUUGUUUCGAGAAAAUGCUGCACUUGAGAAGAUUGUAAAUACAAAUCCAGAUGAUGAGCAUUCUAAAGAAUAUAGAAAAAGGCUUUUGGAAAUACCUGAUGUUAAUCAUGAACUGCUUAUAUCAUAUGAGAAAGGCCUCAAUUCAUUUGCCAAGAAAGACUUAAUUCCAGGACAUACAACUGCCAUCAUUCACAGUGCACCAGAAGAGCAACCCAAUAACGACAGAAUAACUCGUGUUCAUGGAGUCCAUGAAGAUAACAAAUGUGGAGCAGAAGAUGAAGCUAAAGAAUCAACUUCAGACCCUGAGGAAGGAAUGUCAACCUUAGCGAGUAAGAAGGGCUUAAAAGAUAUCGCCAUCACUCAAGUUGCUCCACAACAGCCAAUUAAUGAAUAUGCGUUCAACUAUGAUCGUGGAUUGGACAAUGGUAACAUGGGUAGUAAGGAGUCUACCUCCCAAAGAGAUCCUGAAGACAACAACUCACCAAGGAAUUCGAAGGAGGAAUCCUCUGCAGAACCUCUAAAGAGGGAAGAAGUUGCAGUGCCUAUCUCCGGAAUAAGUGAUGAAGCUGUAGAAUCACCGUGGGAUUCUGAGGAAGAAACAUCAAGUGGAAAGGGUGAAGGUCGUGCUGCCACUGGAGGUGUCCCAGAAGGAGAUAUUCUGGAUUAUUUCCUGUCAUGUAGUUGGAGAAAAGCGUCAAUGGCAUCAAGUGGAGAUACUGAAAAGGAUGUGGCUGUCAGUCUAAGUGCCCAAGAGCAUGCAAAGGACACAUUAUCUGGUAUUGCUGGAGUGCCAGAAGACAAAACUAUUGAUAUGCCUGGCUUCAGACCAGAUGAUGAGCCUUUAAAAUACUCCUUAAAGUCUGAGACUAUUUCUACAAAUUCUUGGAAGGAAUCCAUUAAUCAAUCAAUGGCAGCAGAUGCAAAAGGAAAAGAUAUGAAUGAACCACUGGAAGAGUUUGCUAAGGGAUCCACUGAAUUGACGCCUCGUCUGGAAGCAAUACAUCCCUUUUUGGCAACAUCAGUGGGAAUGAAUGAAGUACAAACAUGCAGACAAGUUACAGGCAGAAUCAAGUUAAAACCAAUACCAAAACAUCUCAAGAGGCAUUUCCUUCCUCACUGCAAUACUAAUCAAUAUAAAAGCACAGAACUUGAGUUAAAAAAUGUCAAGUCUUCUCCAACAAAUAAUGACAUUAAAACAGCACCCAAGGAAGAACAAGAAUGGCUUGAUGGAAGUGAAAAUAAGCAGUUUGAAGAACAAGGGCAGCGUUGCCAAAGUAAGGAAAUGGAGGGGUUAAGAAACUUGCAUGAAAGUGCUGCUCCUCCUGAGGACAGUGAUGGUUGUGGACUGAAUCAGCAGAGACAGAGUGGGGACCUUGACAACCAGCAAUCUGCCACUAAGAAGAGUGAAGAAUAUUAUUCGUAAGUCUAUAGCAAUAUUUAACAUUAGGUGAUGUGAUUUUUAUUGUGCUAUAAAGCCACUUCUAAUUGGGUUAUUAUCUAUGAUUAACAUAUUUUUACUAAGGAUUUUAUUCCAUGC